Messenger RNA from Struthio camelus australis, 3094 nucleotides. NCBI's taxonomy places the organism in Eukaryota, Metazoa, Chordata, Aves, Struthioniformes, Struthionidae. The record is from RefSeq and is a predicted model, not a curated record.
AUGGGAUCUCGAUGUGCUUUGGGAUGUGGGGACUUGCGACGGAUCUGGCCAGUUCUCAGUGCAGCAGCUCGCAGGUCAUCUCGUAUUUCAUGUCUUCAGGGUGAAACCAGUGAUUUUGAGUUGUUAAAGCAUCAACUGUCAGAUCCAGACAUAAAGGAUGCCCAGAUCAUUAAUUGGCUGCAUGAAUUCCGAGCUUCUGUUGCAUACUUGACCAAAGAUCUUGAACAACUGGUCAACAUUUUGCUGAAGCUGCCGUGGUUGAGAAGAAGCCGAGAUGUAGUUGAAGAAUAUUUAGGUUUUCUUGGCAAUCUAGUGUCAGCACAAACUGUCCAUCUUAGGCCAUGCCUCCGCAUGAUUGUAUCGCAGUUUAUUCCCCCUCGGAUAACUAUCAGAGAGGAUGAUGUGGACAUUUCAGAUUCUGAUGAUGAUGAAGAAAACCUUUCUGAAAACUUUAAUACGUGCCAUAGAGCACUGCAAACUGUAGCAAGAUAUGUUCCUUCAACACCACAAUUUCUUAUGCCAAUACUUGUGGAAAACUUUCCUUUCAUUAAUAAAUCGGAAAGAACGCUGGAAUGUUACGUUCAUAACUUGCUGCGAAUUACGGUGUACCUUCCAACGCUGAGGCUUGAAAUUCUGGAACUUAUUGUUGAAAGGCUGUUAAAGCUGGAUGUUAGCACUCCACAGCAAGACAUUGAAGAUGCUGAAGAAACUGCUAAUAAUUCUGAUAGUGAGGAAAAAUCUACAGAGGAGGGACUCUUUGACAUGGAGGAAGAUGAAGAAACAAAAGGGAACAAAGUUGCCUCUUCUGGUAGUGAGAGAAUGGCCCAUCCACUUGCAGAGCGCCUGGACAUUUUGAUGACCAUUCUAUUUUCUUAUAUUAAAGAUGUCUGCCAUGUAGAUGGCAAGCUUGAUAUCAACAAGACAAAAGAUUUGUACCGGGAUCUGGUUUCUGUUUUUGACAAGCUCAUUUUACCAACGCAUGCUUCGUGUCACGUACAGUAUUUCAUGUUUUACAUCUGUAGCUUCAAACUGGGGUUGUCUGAGGCAUUUUUAGAUCAUCUUUGGAAAAAACUGCAUGAUCCAAACAAUCCUUCAGUGAUCAGGCAGACUGCUGGGAGUUACAUUGGCAGCUUCUUGGCAAGAGCUAAAUUUAUUCCGGUUGUUACAGUAAAAGCAUGCCUGGAUCUUCUGGUUAACUGGUUGCACAAAUACAUAGAUAAUCAGGAUACGGGGACUAAUGCUUACUGUGAUGUAGCUCUCCAUGGGCCUUUUUAUUCUACGUGUCAGGCGGUUUUCUAUACGCUUAUUUUCCGUCAUAAGCAGCUUUUGGAAGGAAACUUAAGGAAAGGUCUGUCGUAUCUGCAGAGUUUAAAUUUUGAGCGCAUUGUUAUGUGUCAGCUAAACCCUCUGAAGAUUUGUAUACCCUCUGUCGUUAACUUGUUUGCUGCCAUUACCAGGAAAUACCAGCUGGUGUUCUGCUACACAAUUAUUGAGAGGAACAAUAGGCAGUUUAUACCAGUUGUUAGGAGCGGCACUGGGGGUGACUUUGUGCAGACUUGCACUAACCCACUUGACAGUUUCUUCCCCUUUGAUCCAUACAUGCUCAAAAGGUAAAGUUUAGAAAUAAUCAACCCUUUUUUUCAGUUUUGGGAAGAAUUGAGUGCUGAAGAUCUUGAGAACCUGAAAAAACCCAUUAAAAGGGGUACUUCUGAAGAUGAAGAUGAUGACUUUUUGAAAGGAGAAACUCCUCAGAAUGAUGGCAUGGUUGGAAUUGCUCCAAAUUCUUAUGAGUCAAAUACACGGAGCCCAGUGAGCCCCACAGGCUCCCCUCUAGACUGUUAUGUGCAAUACCCACACUGACCUGGAGAAACAGAAGUGAAAGGGUUGAAAUUGUGUGCAAUUUUUUGCUCUGCAAAGAGACUUUAACUCAACUUUCGAACUGGCCAAUGUUUAAGUAACUGCAUUUAAGAAAAAAUGUUUCUUAAUCAGAUUUCUACAGAUAUGUUAUGAUGAAAUCAUAUGUUGCUAGAAAAGACUAGUGAAUAAAUAGGGUGGUAUUUUACAAAUUUCACAUUGAAAUGGUUUUUAUGACUUCAAGGUUUUUUUAUAUUUUAUUUUCUUGACUUUAAAAGCUUUUGUUUACUAAUAUUUCUCUACAGAGUUUUGUAUAUCGAGAUGAAAUUCUGGUCUAUCUUCCUGUUUACUUCUGCAGGACCAGGAUUCCAUUGUUAGUAUUUAAACUGUACUCUGAUGGCUAAGUUUUUGAGUUAGUUUCCAAGGAGUGGUAUGAGACUGCGAUAGGGAAGCCAUGAAUUCUGUCUGAAGAUGAUUCUUUUUGCACACAUCUCUUAAGCUUUUCCUAUCUGUAGAAUAGUGUUUGGUAAAGCCAUUUGAUAGUGGAAAGUGUAUUCAGGUGAUAAGCAUUAUCAUGGCUUCCACUCUUGCAAGCUGCUGGUUGCUGGAGGUGUUGAAAAGGACAGAGUAGCUGAAUGUAUGAUCUGUAGAUAGUUUUCUCUGAGAGGCCUAAAAAGCACUCCCAGAGACGUAUUUAUGUUCAGACUUUAAAGUUCAUAUGUGAAUGCUGAAAAUAGAGGAAAAAAACUCUUCCCUUGUAGAAAGGAAGUGAUGAUAUCGUUGGUAUCGUUGUGGUGUUCAUGUAUCAGUGAGGAGUUGAUUUGUGUAGGUGUGUUAUCUUUUUUCAUGAUUGCUGGCUCUUAGAUUUGAGGAAAGAAUAUAAACGGUGGAAAAAAUAAAUGUUAUCUGUAUAACAUUCAGUUGAAAAUGUCAUGCAUUUGGGGUAAAACUAACAGCUGUGCAACUCCAUUCAUCUGCCCUUCGUGAGAGUCUGAAUUUGUAGGCUUUCAAGACAGUAUUUUUAUUCAGAGCCAAUACAGACUGAUGCAUAUGGUGCGAACCCUACAUCUUUGAAACCAAUUCUCUUUUAUGAUACUAGGCAUCUUUCUGUGUGUAGUCUAGCUUCUCAAAGUUAGCAUGUUUUUUCUGACCGACUAUGAAAGUGAGUUUGGGGGCAUGAUAUUGCAAAGUUAAUCUGUGAAUCUGUUCAUCGUUGAAUAAACUGGGACUUAGUUUUUAA